ACCCAGAAUUGUAGAUCCUCAAGAUAUUGAACAAAUACAAAAAAUUGAUGAUCAAUGGCGGAUGUAUUGCCAGUCAGAACCAAAUUUCAGUGAUGAAAUAAAGGAUGAAACAUCAAUCGAUAAAUACUGGUACAAAAUCUCCCAAAUUCACGACAUGUCUGAUGUUUACGUAUUUAAAGAAUUGGGAAAUUUUGUAUUAGAUUUAUUAGUAAUUCCUCAUUCAAAUGCCGCAUGCGAAAGAAUGUUUUCAAAAGUAAAUUUAAUCAAAACAGAUGUCCGAAAUCGCUUGUACAGUGAUACAGUAAAUUCACUUUUAUUGGCAUCUCAAAGUGUAAAUCGUGAAUGUUAUAAGUUUAAUGUUACUCAAAAUAUGAUUAAUAGAAUAACGUCCUAUAAACAUGUCGCUCAAGAUGAAAAUGAAACUGUUGAUAUUCAUUUUGAACCGGAAUAAUGUUUUUUAUGUUUUCUAGUUAGAUAUAUCUUGUAGUAUUUUUCGAGAGUUUGUUUGAUUUCCCAAAUGUUCCUUUUUUUUAUGAGAUUUUUACAUUAAAGAACCUAUAUUAAUUAUGUGUAUUUUUUGUCUUAAAGGAACACUAUUUGUAACAUAAUUUUGAAGAAAAAUUGAUAAUUCUGGCAACAUCGUACCAUAAUUCCUUUACUGAUCUCUGUUUACUGGCCGUCAAGUAUAUUGAAUAUGUACUGGAUGAUUU
Messenger RNA from Acanthoscelides obtectus, 710 nucleotides. The record is from the annotation of a GenBank genome assembly. Lineage: Eukaryota; Metazoa; Arthropoda; Insecta; Coleoptera; Chrysomelidae.